Topomyia yanbarensis is the source of this 1435-nucleotide messenger RNA. RefSeq names its product protein artemis-like. The record is from RefSeq and is a predicted model, not a curated record. Gene Ontology annotation, biological process: protection from non-homologous end joining at telomere; double-strand break repair via nonhomologous end joining; interstrand cross-link repair. The transcript has 3 exons. Gene Ontology annotation, molecular function: 5'-3' DNA exonuclease activity; damaged DNA binding. NCBI's taxonomy places the organism in Eukaryota, Metazoa, Arthropoda, Insecta, Diptera, Culicidae. The coding region runs from base 95 to 1321 and encodes 408 amino acids.
UACUCCGCUCCGAUAUUCAAAUUCGUCGCGACGUCCCAGGUCACGACUAAUCGGAACAAACAGGAUUGUUCUGUUUUUAUAUCAAUGACCAACAAUGAGCACCUUCUCCGGCUUCGUCAGUGAAAUUCCAGGCAUAUCGGUGGAUCGUUUCCUCGAACGAAACCGGCGACAAUCGACGGUCUUUCUGCUAUCACAUUGCCAUUCGGAUCAUAUGGUAGGACUGGAUUUUCGGGAGAAUCUACCCGGUCCACUCUAUGCCAGUCCGAUAUCGACCGUUUUUCUUAAACAUCGAUUCCCCCAGCUUAGCGGAAACAUACGGUCGCUGGAAAUUGGUGAACCGACCGUUAUAUCGCUGAAAACCGAAAACAAUACCCGACAGCUGCAAGUAACGGCCAUCCCAGCUGGGCACUGUCCCGGUUCGGUUAUGUUUCUUUUCGAAAACGAAAACCAACAGCAGGUUCUUUACACUGGGGACUUUCGAAUUUCAGCUAAAGAUCUUCGGAACAUUAAAGCCCUCAGAAGCUUGAGUUUAAAUUCCAUCUACUUGGAUACAACUUUUUUCAACCCUAACUACAACUACUUUCCUGCCCAGGCGGACAGUUUAGCUAGACUAGUUACUUUGUGCAGCGAAUGGCUUUCGCUAGACGACCGGAACGUCAUAUCCAUCAAACUACCGGCUCUCAUAGGUUCGGAGUUUCUGUUCAUGGAACUUUCCCGCCAACUGAAGCAAAAGGUUCACGUCCAACAGAAAGAAUGGCAACAGUAUCGGUACCUAGCAUGCUUGGACGAGUCCAUCACUCCAGACAGCUCGGCCGCACGGAUUCAUGCCUGCUUGGGCACAAGCUUCCGACAGGACGUCGGAAAACUACCCUGUAAACCGGAGCUGGAUUGCAACCGACACGUUCGGGUGAUCCGGCCGUCAGCUUUGCGAUGGCAGAAGCUAGCUGUAGGGGAUCCCUACUGGAAACGGCUGAGGAAGGAUAGGGAAGAGUACGCGGUUUGCUACUCAAACCAUGCUAGCUACGAGGAGUUGGAGGAUUUUCUUCGGUAUCUUCGACCGAAGCGGGUGAUAUUUUGCGUUCUUCCGAAACAUGACCCGGAUGGGGAAAGAAUGAAUUUGUUGCUGGGGAAUAUUUUAGGUGUAGAAGAGCGAACUGUUGUCGGCGAAGAUAUGAACGAAAAUGUGCUUUUGAGCUUCAAGGGUAUCGUUUAUCGGCAACCAGAUCGGAGCAGUAAGCAGAUGCUCUCUGACGACGACAGUGGCGAGGAAGAUACUGUGAUACAUCAUCUGCCUAAACGAUACCGUAAGGAGCUUUCAUAAUAAAGCUUUGGCCAUCUUUUGGAUACUGGGUUCGCCAUAUAGUACAGCGAGCUCGUGGUUUAUCCUUCGCCGCCACACACCGUUUUCCUGCACACCGCCGAAGAUCGUCCUUAG